CGAGCGACGCGCCCGGUUCACGGUGACUGACGGGUCCGCCGUUUUCCAGACGUUAGUGUCCUAAGCAUAUCAGAUAAAUCCGAGCACACUACAAAGAAAUCCGUCUGUCUCACAACUCCGUGGUAUACAGUACCGUGUCCCUUUAAAAUCCUCUGACUAAAAACCCAUAUGAUCCCAGAGCUCCAAUCACCAAUUCCUUCUGCAAAAGCAGCCUCUGCAUUCUGCUCCGUGUGAAUGCUACUGGGGGGCAAGGACCGGGGAAGAGGGGAGAGCUGAAGAAAUGUGAAAUUCAACGAUCCUUUUCAUGGCGAACGGAAAGCAGAUGCAAAGGGAGUUAUACUGGGACUCCUGUGAGCCUCGACCCACCGGAUCAAAAUGCUCCUAGUGGAGAAGACCUCCGACUUCCCCACGGCCGAGUUCUCUCUGGUGGAGGAUGUGGCGCUGCACUUCACUUGCCUGAUGGAGCAGCUCAAUCAGCAGCGCCUCUUCCAACCCGCCCUGUGUGACGUGGACAUUGUCCUGGUGCGCCAGCGCAGCACCUUCCCCGCCCACAAGGGGGUGCUGGCGGCCUACAGCCCCUUCUUCCACUCCCUGUUCGCCCAGAGCAAGCAGCUGCGGCGCGUGGACCUGUCACUGGACGCCCUGACCUCGCAGGGCCUGCAGCAGAUCCUCAACUUCAUCUACACCUCCCGCCUGCUGGUGAGCAGCCGCUCCGUCAGGGACGUGCUCAACGCCGCCACCCUGCUGCGCAUGAGCGACAUCGCCGCCUCCUGCCGCGACCUCAUCUGCAGCCAAUCGCUGAGGACCGUCGCCGGGGCCGACAUGACCAAGCAGGGGGGCCUCGGAGACGCGGCCCCGGGGACGAGGCCCGAGGCCGGGGGGCCCGCGCCCGGCCAGCUGUACCGGGAGAUCAAGCAAGAGUCGGAGGGGCUGGGGAGGGUGUACACCACCAGGGAGGGCAGCAGCCCCUUCUCCGUCAGGGUGGAGGAGACCCCCCUAGGGAAGAGCCAGCAAUACUACCCGGGGGAGGGGGGUCCGGGAGACGGUGUCCUGGGGGCCCUCUGUAAGCUGGAGGUCAAGGGGCCGCAGGAGUCAGGGGUCCCUGAGGGCCACGCCUCCUUCAACCGCGACCAGAUCAUCGUUGAGGUUAACCUCAACAACCAGACCCUUAACGUGUCCAAGGGGCCGGAGGGGGUGCAGGGCCCCGGGCCCCCCGAGACCCCCGGCCGCUCCACUCAUCGCUGCGGCAAUGGGGGGGCUUCUGAGGAGGAGCAGGAGGAGGAGAAUGAAGAGGAGGACGGAGAAGAUGAAGACGGGGCGGCCUUUGAAGAGGGAGAUGGAGGGCCCGACGCUCUGGGGCCAAGCAGCGAGGAGGAGGAAGAGGAGGAGGAAGAGGAGCAGGAGGAGGAGGAGGAGGAGAACAGCCUGGACAUCCCAGGCCUGGAGCUGCCGGGCCAGCUGAUUGAGAGGCCCCAGCGGGGGUCCCGGAGGCUGGCCAUAGGGCAAACGUUGGCCCACGCCUCACUGGCCAAUGUGCGGCAAGGGGGGCGCAAGAGGAGCCUGGACCCCGAGGGCCCGGUCCAAAAGGUGCGGCUGGAGGAGAAGCAGCACUUCCCCUGUAAGAAGUGCCCCCGCAUCUUCAACAACCGCUGGUACCUGGAGAAGCACAUGAAUGUCACGCACAACCGCAUGCAGGUCUGCUCCCACUGCGGCAAGCGCUUCCUGCUGGAGAGCGAGCUGCUGCUGCACCACCAGACGGACUGUGAGAAGAGCAUCCAGUGUGUGACGUGCGGCAAGGCCUUCAAGAAGCUGUGGUCCCUGCAUGAACACAACAAGAUCGUCCAUGGCUACGCAGAGAAGAAGUUCUCCUGUGAGAUCUGUGAGAAGAAGUUCUACACCAUGGCUCACGUGAGGAAGCACAUGGUCGCUCAUACUAAGGACAUGCCUUUCACCUGUGAGACGUGUGGGAAGUCGUUCAAGCGCAGCAUGUCUCUGAAGGUCCACUCGCUGCAGCACUCUGGGGAGAAGCCCUUCAAGUGUGAGAACUGCAGUGAGCGGUUCCAGUACAAGUACCAGCUGCGCUCCCAUAUGAGCAUUCACAUCGGACACAAGCAGUUCAUGUGCCAGUGGUGCGGCAAGGACUUCAACAUGAAGCAGUACUUCGACGAGCACAUGAAGACCCACACAGGAGAGAAGCCGUACAUCUGUGAGAUCUGUGGUAAGAGCUUCACCAGCCGGCCAAACAUGAAGCGCCACCGCCGCACGCACACCGGCGAAAAGCCCUAUCCCUGCGAGGUAUGCGGCCAGCGCUUCCGCUUCUCCAACAUGCUCAAGGCCCACCGCGAGAAGUGCUUCCGGGUCAGCAACCUGUCACUGGUCGCCGACGGCAACGACCCCUCCCUGGAACUCCCCCACGGCCCUUCCAACGCCGUCGUUUCAGUGACCACGCCCCCCGCCGAUGCUGUCUCGGGGGCCCGCCCCCUCCAGCCGCCCCCGGCCGGGCCCCACCUCCCCCCCCCGCCCCCACUGUUCUCCGCCGGCAGGAUGAACUCCGGCCGCUGACCCCCCCCGCCCCUUCUCACUCAGACUCUGAGGGGGGACUCCUGAGGGUAAGGGUAAGAGCGAUGGACCUCAGUGACGUUUGCACAGAGGGGACAGCCGCCAUGUUGGAAAACAAAAUGGCUACCACAGUAUGCAUACAGUGUACGUAUAUACAUCUAUAAAUACAUAUAUAUCUACAGAUAUAGUCACGCCAUGGCUUCCACUGUUUAGUUUUGCAGUAAGUGGAAGCUCCUGGUGACAUGUGACAACACUCAACUACUACACAGAGAAAUAGUUACUUUUUUUACUCGGUGAAUACAAUAGAUAACCUCACAGUCUGAUGACCUCACAGUCUGAUGACCUCACAGUCCGAUGACCUCACAGUCUGAUGACCUCACUUUUGGACUCCUCAACUAGUUUCACACACACUCUCAUCACCCUGUGUAUUACACUUCAUGUAGGGAUGUUCACAGACUCACACACACACACACACACACACACACACACACACACACACACACACACACACACACACACACACACACACACACACACACACACACACGUACAAACACAUGUACCCACACACACACACACACACACACACAUACAUACAUACAUACAUACAUACAUACAUACAUACAUGCAUACAUACAUACAUGCAUGCGUACGUACGUAUGUACAUACAUACAUACAUACAUACAUGCAUGCAUACAUACAUACAAACAUACAUACAUACAUACAUACAUACAUGCAUGCAUACAUACAUACAAACAUACAUACAUACAUACAUACAUACAUACAUACAUACAUACAUACAUACAUACAUACAUACAUACAUACAUACAUACAUACAUACAUACAUACAUACAUACAUACAUACAUACAUACAUACAUACAUGUACACAAACACGUACAGGUACACACACAAACCUACAGGCCAAUUACACACGUCCACACACAAACACCCAAGUACAGGCAUACACACACCGCACACACCCAUACAUACGCACACAAACAUACACACACACACAUACACAUACAUACACAAAUCAUCAGUCAACUAAGCGCUGCUUUUGUUUUCUUGUCUCACACUCUGAAGAGAACCCUGGAUUUUAUAUUGGACCAUUGUCUGCCAAGAUGUAGCGAGAGGUCAGGAUCAAACCCAGCAAUAACCAAACGUGGAUUUUUUUCUUUGAGAAAUAUACAUGGAUGUACGGCAUUGCAAAUAACCAAAUCCUGUACACUCACCUGCUAUAGAUAGGAAAUGUUAUACAGCAUUUAUAAUCAAUCAUGCACCUUAUCUUUAACCCUAGUGAUAUUUAAGAUGUACGUAAACUGUCUUUAUUUUAUUUUUUAUUGUGAUACUUACUGUCUUUUUUUUUGUUUUGUGAUUCUAAUAGUGUGUUUGUGUUGAGGCCGUCUGCGACGGUCACCAGGACUCAAGAGUGGCUGUUACCAUGGAUUCGGUUGUGUGUGUGCUUGUGUGCAUGUUUGCAUAUGUGUGUGUGUGUGUGUGUGUGUGUGUGUGUGUGUGUGUGUGUGUGUGUGUGUGUGUGUGUGUGUGUGUGUGUGUGUGUGUGUGUGUGUGUGUGUGUGUGUGUGCGUGUGUGCGUGUGUGUGUGUGUGCGUAUGCUUGUCCAUGCCUGGGUUUGCAUGCCAAGAGACCAAGAGAGGGAGAUAGAGAGGUAGAGAGGACUGUGUAAAGAUAAAGAGAGCUGACCACUUGAGAUUCCCCCAAAGGUGUGGCCACCACGUCCUGCUUAUAUUGAGCAUCUCCCCUCCAGAACAUCUGCAUUUGACAUAAUAUGGCACUUAUCUUAUACCAUAUCCUGGUACGAAAAAGGAUCUACCAAAUCCUACAUUUGGUUUGAAAUCAUCUUUCAAAGCAGAAGUCUUCAUCUUCUUCUAUAGUGUUGAUAAGAUGCAGCUGGUAUUUUAAUUUUCAAUUGGACAUUUUGUAUUGAUCUGUGAUAUUGAUGAGAGUAUAGGCAGUGUUCACGUCAGCGGCCCGAGUUUAUUCACCAUGAGAGGCAUCUCCUACAAUGCUGAGCAGUGACUUCCUAAUGCUAAUCAGCAUUAGCAUUUUGCCUUACAUCGAAUGCUUUCGGAAGGUUCUUGAAAAAAGUGAAUAGAGCAAGUUAUUGUUAGUGCAAACUAGAGCCUGGAAGGAUCUCCACAGUGAUUAUUUUUGAUUGUCAUUGACAAAAAUACAUGCAUUCAUGUAUUUUCUGAGGAUCUUCCCUAUUGUCCUUAACCUCUGACCUUUGUAUCCGCGCUGAGACACUUUGGACUGAUGUUUUCUAACAGACAGAAGGGGAGCUUUUAGAAAGUGAAUAGGAACUUUAUGACUACUAAUGGUUUGAGUCUUCUCCUUGGUGGAUACACAGGCCCUCUCGAGGUCUCGGAGAUCCUGCAGUGGACAGAGAGCAGCUCCGCUGUGGUGUCGAUGGCGUGAGUGUUGUGUGAUGGGUGGAAGGCCUUGUUCUCUGGAUGUGGUCGGACGUUGUGGGUGAGCUUUUGUAAGUUUAUAAGCUGUCUAUAUUAUUUUUGUCUUGUUUCUUUUAAAAGAAAGAUGUAAAAAGAAUUGCGUCAGCACCUUAGCCUAGCUUCUAAGUCUUAUCCCAACCUAGUUGUUCAUAACAGUUGCCAUGAUGAAACAACGAGGGCCCUCCAACAUGUAUCUGAAGCUCCACCCUCUCUUCCACAUGGGUCGUGUGUUCCUGUUUCAUUUGUUGCUCGUCAACAGGGUUAGGUUAAAAUCCCUUAUUUAGAACAUUUUUAAAGCUGUUUGUGUGCAUUAGUCUGAAUAUCCAAGCUGUGCUUAAACUCUCGCUGUAGAACGAUGAGCUCCAGAGUCCCAGUUGCUACUGCCUGACGCCAGGAACCCAGAGGACAAGACGCUGUGGGGUUAGACCUGGUAGAGGACAUGUUGUUAGGCCCGUCUAACUAGAGGACUGACAUGUUGUUAGGCCUGUCUAACUGGAGGACUCUAGUUUAAGACUGGAGACACUAACAUGUUGUUAGCCCUGUCUUGUAGAGGACUCUAGUUAAAGACUGGAGACACUAACCUGUUGUUAGAUCUGUUGAACUAGAGGACUCUAGUUUAAAGUGAGACUGUUAUGCCUCUGUGGCUCUUAGACAAAUUGCACUUUGAAACCCAUGUGGGUCUUCCCGUGAAAAUAGGCACCAAUGUUGUUCACAACAAAGCAUGUUAUCGGUGAUGUGUGGUAACCAACUCAACACAGCAGGCCUACCUGGGGAAAGACAGGAAACCACAUUGCAUUGUAUGAGAAUAUGACAAAUUGAUUCAGAUUGAAAGCACUUAAAAAGGGUAAGAAUUCCUAAACUGGCAGUUUAUAUAUAUAUAGAGAUAUGUAUCUCUCUCUCUCUCUCUCUCUCUCUCUCUCUCUCUCUCUCUCUCUCUCUCUCUCUCUCUCUCUAGAGAGAGAGAGAGAGUUGAGUAUUGAGUAUAGAGAGAGAGAGUUGAGUAUAGCCUUAGGUAUUGGGCAGGAGAGAGGCUGGUGGUAGUCAUGACUACUGAUUUAUGCACUUUGACCUCAUUUUCACGCCAGGCUGUCACAGAAUCACUGAAAGCUAGCCUUGAUUGGCAUCGCUGAUUGGGCCGAUAGAGUCUGGAGGUUAGAGAGACAUUUGGAAGAUUCCAACUUGCUGCAGGUAAAGACACCAAGUCGAAGAAAUGUCCCCCUCAGCUAGGGCGAUGUGACGAUGUGAGCUCAUUUAUAGGGAUUCGGCCACUAUCUGAUAAGGCUUUGAUUGGAGGAGAUGAUUUCAAGCUUGCUUCCAUCCAGGACAAAUGUCAUAGGUGAGUUUGAGCUGCACCAGUAUAUAAAUGCUGGACCAUGGCUGUUUGUAUUUCCCUUCUUCUUCCUGGGAGCUUGCCCCUCCCUCAACUUCCAUGACCCCUAUUGAGGAGUUGGGACCCCCUGUUGUGCCUCUGUUCUCUCUUAAACUCACUGCUACAUCAGCAUCUCAAGGGGUGGUUGGUUGUUGAGGAGGUCAACAACCAACCACCACUUGGUUGAUCAUCCCUUUUCUUACCAGAAAACUCAUGCAACAGAGCGUCAGUUUGUUGCCCAAAAAAGGAAUACCAUUCAGAAUCUGUCCCUUAUUGUUUUUAUUGCACUUUACCCAAUUGUAGCGCCUCCAUGUGGCAGCCUCUGCGAACCUGCAUUCAGACUGCCCACACUGAGAGGAGUGGCCGUCUUAGAUGACCUCCAGAGCAGUAAUAAUAGUAGUAAUUUAAUAAUAAUGUAAUUGCUAUUUUUGUGUGUGGCUCUUUUUUUUGUAGCCACAGUGUUCAUUAGCAUUUAGGAAGAGGGGGCAGUAAUGUUGAAGACAUUGUUGUCACAAUGAGUCUUCAUAAAGUCCAUCCCAGGCUGGUGUUGGGAGGCUGUCGGACCCCUGGUCCACACAGAGGGGUCUGGGAUUGGGGUGUUCUACGCUGUGGGUCACCUCUCCGUCAUGCAGGGGGGCAGAUUGAGUCUCAAGGCCCCAUCAGGCCCUCCUCACCUGGACACCACGCCCGUGUCAGGGUCGAGCUAGGGAGUCCGAUGGGCUUGGCGUAGCUCCAGGAAACAUUUGGACGGAGGAGAUUCAAACCAAAUCCAAGGGUGUUUUUUACUAUCGUUCUUAUAUUGAUCUUCCAAGAAGAUUGUGUGGAGACAGAAUGUACAUAAGGGUUAUGAAAAAAAACAACAAGAUGCUUUUAGGAGGGAAGAGACUAAAAGAUGAGUGGACUCAGAACUAGUUCUGUUAUCUUGACCUUAUUCUGAGUGGAUGGCAGAAUAGGUUUGUUUGGCACGAUGAAGAUGGUAAUUCUCCUGAACAUCAUGUAGUAACUUUCCUCUGUUGAACAGAAAUAUGUAUGUUAGCUAUAGAUGCAAAUGCUGAAAUAAAUAGGAAAUAAAUAGUGAAUUCAAAGACCUAUUUGAAUUUUACAUAUACCCUCUCCAUUUUCCAUACUAACUCACACUGCAGCUGUAUUUUAAAAUGAAUCAUAACAGCUACUGUCAUUUAACAAUUCUCCACAUUAUAAUGUAAACAAUGUCUUAUACAAAGGCCAUGUGUAGGUAGUAGUUGUUGACUAUAUUAACACAUACUAAAACGCAGACUUUAGUGUCUAGGGGUGCUAUUAACAUUAGACUGUGUUUUGUGUCUUUAAUUGUAUUAUUGACUAGUGUUCACCAUCUGUAACACAGGAGAGCAACAUUUCAAUAUUAAACAGUAAAGAUAUAUUAUUGCAAAA
Gadus macrocephalus (Pacific cod) is the source of this 7810-nucleotide messenger RNA. RefSeq names its product zinc finger and BTB domain containing 47b (gene zbtb47b). Gene Ontology annotation, molecular function: DNA-binding transcription factor activity, RNA polymerase II-specific; RNA polymerase II cis-regulatory region sequence-specific DNA binding; protein binding. Gene Ontology annotation, biological process: regulation of transcription by RNA polymerase II. The transcript is spliced from 6 exons. NCBI's taxonomy places the organism in Eukaryota, Metazoa, Chordata, Actinopteri, Gadiformes, Gadidae. Gene Ontology annotation, cellular component: nucleus. Bases 376 to 2562 code for a protein of 728 amino acids. The record is from RefSeq and is a predicted model, not a curated record.